AUGCCUGCUGCAGUGGCUCAGCGCCGCAAGGCCGCCGGCCUGCCCACCCCCAGCGCGAAGAAAGCACGAACGUCCGCCCAGCCCAACGGCACUUCCGCGCGCAAAACCGGCCUCGCCGCCCUUGUGUCCGCUGACGGCAAGCGCGUCCAGGCAACCACUACCAAUGGUGUGAAGGGUGCGAAGCAGGACACCGCCGACGAGGCGCGUGCCAUUGUCGGUCACGGUGACGUCGACAUGCAAGAUGCGAGCGCCGACGCAGUUGUGGAGAUCUCCAGCGGCGAAGAAGAAAGCGACCUCGAAGACUCGGCGGACGAGCACAAGGACGAGGCUGCCGAUGCAAAGGCGGGGGCCGCCGACGCUGAAAUGGCAGACGGCGACGAGGCCGAGCCACCAUCAUUUGGCGAGCUGCUCCAGGCUAACGCACCGGAAGUCGUCGACGUUGAGGCUACUUUCCAGGAUCCCAACCAAGAUUCCCGCGCAUUGGCACCAACAAGUGGCAACAGGGCGCUGUCGGCCCCUUCGGCGACCUCUCUCGGUACGGUUCUGACGCAAGCCCUCAAGACGAACGACAAAGAGCUGCUCGAGUCCUGUUUCGAAAUGAACGACCUGAACAGCGUUCGGUCCACCAUCGAGCGCUUGCCCUCAACGCUUGUUGCCAACCUCCUCCGCAGACUCGCUGAGCGCCUACACAAGAGGCCGGGCCGUGCAGGAAACCUCAUGGUCUGGGUCCAAUGGUCUAUCGUUUCACACGGCGGAUACCUUGCUGGGAGGCAAGACAUAAUGAAGGAGCUCGGCAGCCUCAACCGCGUCAUCAAGGAGCGUGCAAGCGGUCUUCAGCCGCUGCUCACUCUCAAGGGCAAGCUUGAUAUGCUCUCGGCACAGCUGGAACUGCGGAGAAGCAUGCAGAAGGCAGCCCAUAUGGACGAGGAUGACGAGGAGGAAGGUGUAAUCUACGUUGAGGGUCAGGAUGAAAGCGACUCUGACGAGGAGGCGGCUACCGACAAGAACACCAAGGCUAUCACCGACAGCAGACCGCAGAAGCGUGCCAGCAAGUUGGGUGAUGAUGACGAUCUGGAAGGUGUGGAGAGCAGCGACGACGACGGCGCCAUGAAUCUCAACGCGGAAGAGGAAGAGGAUGACGAGGGCAGCGAAGACGAAGAUGUUUUGGAUGACGAGGCGGAGGAAACGGAGAAUGAUACUGGCGACGACGAGUCUGAGGACGAUCUGGAAGAGGUCGACGACGAUGAUGGCGAGGAUCUUUCCGGAGACGACAUGGAGACGCCGAGACCUACCAAGCGUUCUGCAGCUGCACAGCGCAUGGGCUUCGGCAGUGGCAGGAGACGCCGUUGA
This is a messenger RNA of Lasiodiplodia theobromae, 1350 nucleotides long. Its product is annotated as U3 small nucleolar RNA-associated protein 5. Gene Ontology annotation, biological process: maturation of SSU-rRNA from tricistronic rRNA transcript (SSU-rRNA, 5.8S rRNA, LSU-rRNA). Gene Ontology annotation, cellular component: nucleolus. The transcript has a single exon. NCBI's taxonomy places the organism in Eukaryota, Fungi, Ascomycota, Dothideomycetes, Botryosphaeriales, Botryosphaeriaceae. Bases 1 to 1350 code for a protein of 449 amino acids. The record is from RefSeq and is a predicted model, not a curated record.